GGAGAAUGGUGUUUUCCUCAGCCACUGGUGCGUCUCAGUAUUGUAAUUUAUACUCGAAUUGAUCAUAGAACUGCCUUCGGUUCUGAUUCGGCCGAGGGAGUUCAUGAAAGCUUGACAAGGAUGUUGAGCCAAUCAUAGAAACAAGACUGUAGAUUGUCUUGACAAGUAGCCCCGAAGAUUGCCGAAUGUCACUGUUCUCCAUUCCGACUGUAGACAAUCGCAUCAGUGUUUGUGUCUGACUCCCCUGGAGUAGUGGGGGAACGUGAAAAAAAACAUCAAACAGCUGAAACAUCCGUUACAACAGUUUCAGUCAUCACUGAUUUCGUUUUUGUAUCAUUACAUAUAUAUUAUGUUUCGAAUUAUUGGAUCAACCGAGACACGUGUCAAUGAUGUGAGAAAAUUGGGGCUGAGUUUUGUUUAGACGGAGAUAAUGGAGGAUUGAGGUUAAUUGUGGACGAAUGAGAGGAAUUAAAUAUUCAAGAAUUCAACGGGGCUAUCGAACAAAGGAUAACGAUUGGUAAUUGAUGUGUUAGGGGUGUAAACAUGUCUUGGCUCUUUUGUUUUCCGUGGCCAGAGGGAAUUAAGAAGAGGGCAUGCAGGUACCUUUUGCAGAGGUAUCUUGGACAAUUUUUGGAGGAGAAACUGACACUUGAUCAAUUGACUGUUGAUUUGUAUAAUGGCACGGGAAGAGUCACCAAUGUCAGCCUCGAUGUUCAGGCACUCAAUGAAAUGGGCGAGCAACACCACUUACCCCUGGAGUUCGUCGACGGUUUCAUAUCCGAGAUGUCCCUCAGCAUACCCUGGUCAGCGCUCCUCAGCGAGGCCAGCUAUGUCGAGGUCAAGGGUCUCAAGCUCACUGUUCAGCCUCGACAGAGAACAGAGACUGGCACCUCCAUGUUCGAGUCGAUGUGGAGCUCCAUGACAUCCAGCAUGCAACUGGCACAGGAGUGCCUGCAGCAGGAUGCCAAUAAUGCGGGAAAUGCACAGCCUCUCGAGGGGGUGGAGUUGUUCGCGCAAACUAUAGAUUCAAUACUCUCUCGAGUAAAAGUGAGAUUUCUGGAUACUGUGAUACGCCUGGAGCACGUCCCCCUAGACUCGACCACAGGAGUAGCGAUAGAAAUGUGUAUAAGAAACCUAGAAUAUUCGGACGAGGCAGGUUCAGACCCCUCGACCCUGACGCUAGACCCCACUCAACCAACAAAAGGUUACAUAGUAUCGGCCUUCACGACUAAACGCUUCUACUUGGAAGGGGUGACCAUUCACAUAGACGAGUUCCCCUCCCGCUUGCGGACAUUCUCCCGAAGUGUGAUCACGACCUCCCGAGGAUCAACGCCGGAUUCGAAAGCUUCUGAUGGACAUUUUUCUUCCGCACAAAUGUCUCCCUCGAUGCACACGCCCCCAGAGAAGAGCAUAAUAACGACACUGUCCCAGUCUAAUCCGAUAAUCUGUGGAAAGCUGACGGGAAGGCAGGAGAUCAGACUGAAACUGAAGCAAGGAGAAGGUGUAUCAGGUCCUAAAGUGGAGCUUGAGGUGACUCUGGGGUCUUUCAUCUCCUUCCUGAGUCCUAGGCAGCUUCACGUUCUCCUGGAGCUCUGUCACGGCCUCGCAUCCCCAGACCUGGAGGACAUGUCGAACGUGGCGCCACGUCCCUGUGUGGAGAAGCCGAUGGCUGGUGCCGACUUCUCCAGGGUCGAGCGGGAACUGAUGCACCAGUUGAAUCCACCUGCUGGUACCAGGUCCACAGAUCUACGGAACACUCAGGGCUGGUCGACAGCUUCCCUGGACGAUUCAGACAACGAGGAGGAGUUCCUUCCCAUGAAGCUGCCAGGCAUGUCUGACUCCAUGUCCACCAACGCCGUCACCAUGGAUGAAAGUAUGACAAGCACCACGAGCUCCAAGAGCUCGAUAAAUGUCUCGAGAACGCACAAACACAGGACAAGCGUGGAGACAGAUCCCUGUGCAGAGACUUCUCAAUUUCACAUUCGAGUUUCCUCCAUAGCUGUCGUUGUUCUCCACGAGGACAUCUUGACACUGGGGAUCGAGUCGCGAGGACUGACGUGUGCCAGCAUCGAGCAGAUGAGGAAAACAUCUGAGGACUUCUUCAAUAGUUUGGGAAUUUUUGCUGCGGAUUAUGGCAACAAAAACUUCGAGAAGGCUUCGAAAAUGUUUCUGGAGGCGUGUAAGCUGAGCCAUAUAAGGCUCCUGGCAGCUCCACUGGUGAUCGAGGGCUCUGAAAAGACGACAAGCCAGGCCUCCGCCAUCACCGGGUCCCUCACACUGGCGAGCCUAGAGCUGAUAGAGUGCCUGAUAGAUUCAAACAAAUCGACGGAAGCUCAGAAUAUCGAGUUCAUAGAGCUUCUGUCCUUCGCCAGGACCGAUACCCAGGGCUUCUCCAACACAACAGACUUCAGGAUGCGUUUCAAGUACUCCGAGAAAGCUGUACGUCAUGGCCAGAUGACAAAAUUCACUCAUCCUCGAACGGAAAUAGAGAUAACAUUGGAGCCCUGUCGAUCAGAGCUAGAUGUUACGCUAGUCGACCGCAUAUCAGCUGUGCUGAAUCCCCAGCAUAUCUGCGUGAGUAAUCCUCCGACUAAGGGUAGGGACAUGUGGAACCAGCAGAGUAUGUUCUACCAGGCUGUCGAGAGCCCCAUAAUCUCCGACUCACGAGUGGACAUCAGAGUCUCGUCUCUGAAGAUGACGAUUAAACUUCGCUUUCCAGUGCCAGAUUUACGACCUCUUCAUGACAUGAGCAGAGUUCCCUGGUGGACCAGAUCAGUUCGUCCUGACUUCAUAACCAUGACUCUGAGUAACGCACAGCUACACACAUCCAUGGACAGCAAGAGUCACCACUUGACGAGGCACGAGAUCCAGUGUAAGGAUUUGUUGAUCACCUACGCUGAAGUAGAUUCCGAUAUUCCCAUUGAGAUUGGUAGAAGUCAGGUUGACGAGAAGACUGACGGAUCGCUGCAGCAGAACGAGAGCCAAUUCGGCUGGCCGAGAAUUGUGAUAACACUUUUUCCUCAGCACCUGGGGGGGCCCCUAGAGGAGAGCUCCGAGGAGGAGCCCAACUCGAGCCUCGACGAAGCACUCAAUCCCCCGAGGCAUCAACCCUCGCCCUUCAGCUCCAAGAGAGUCAUUCACGAGUCUGACACGCCCCACACAGAGUCAGAGUCUUACAACAAAGAUGAUCAGGAACGCCGGGAGGGGGAGGAGCUCGUCAUCCCUGGGAAUCGGCAGGAGAUGCUGGAAUUCAUAGAGGAGGGCGCCCAUGGGUCCAAACUGCAGAUAGAAAUCACGCUGCCCUGUUUGUCGGUUCAGAUACCAUCAAAGCAUCUGUACGAGCAGCUAUACAACAGGAUCAACACAGAUCUCUUCCUCUGGGAGCCCUCGGCCCCUCGCCCCGCCAGCCAACCCGAACCCAACAUCGCUCUGGACCUGGCUUCCACCCUCUUCCAGGAGUCCAUUUACCCGAAAUUCAGUAUGUGCAAGAGCGGUAUCCACUGUGACUCAGAUGUCGACUCUGACGAUGAGGGGGUCUUUCACUCCACCGAAAAGAACUUUGACAGUGCCAGCAAGACUCCGAAAAGUGGCCAAACGAAAAUGGCGCUGACGUUGAACAUUCCCCAGGGUUUGUUAAGCAUGUACACACCAGUACGCGAUAGCUCAUCGAAUGUGAUACCAGGUCAGCAGGGGGAGCUGAUCCUCCGUGUGGAUGAUGCAACGAUUUUCUGUGUGAACUCGUACAAAGGCGACUCAAAUCUAGGUUACGUGUGCACUCUCGUGAAGACGGUGGGGUUGAAUCACUGUAGUUUGACGACGAUUCCCUCCCAGUCACCUCCACUGCGAUCCAUCAACAGUGUAACCCCUAGACACUGUCAGCCAUCAAUAUACCGUAGCAAAGAUGGACAUGAAUUGGGAACGGAUAAGGACAUGCUGACGGUUGCAGUGAGAAUCCAAGCUGCCCACCAGACCCACCAUAUAAAGACCUUCAGAGUGGCAGUGGGCAUGAGGAACGCCACUCUGAGACACCGGAUGUGCUCCUCUCAGGUAUCCUGGUUCUCUCAGUUUAUGGAUUGUCUGGAUGUCGUGGAUCAUCCCGUGGCCGGGUACUCCCCACCAGGUGUUCUAGUCGAGCUUCAUCUUCAUUUGUGGAACUGUUCGGUGGAUUACAGGCCUUUGUAUCUGCCGAUGAGGUCCAUGCUGACCUUGGGAAGUUUCAGUGUGUCGUCGAACAUAGCAGCAAAGACCAAUACCUCGACUCUGAGGUUUAUCGCUGAAGACAUUGCUCUGUUCAUCUCUGAGAAGUUGGGAAACGAGGUGGAUCUGAGGAGGGACUACGUCUGUGUAAUGGAUCUGGGACUGUUUGAGCUGUCGCUGCGGCUGAACGAGAAGAUGUGUGGCGGUGGGCCCAGGGUGGAUCUCCGAGCCAGCAACAAUGUCCUCCACAUUAGGACUUGUGCGGAUUCUGGAAGAGCUCUGACACAACUACUGACGUACUUCGCUAAUGAUGGUGAUCUAGCACCGAAUGCAGUCUCAACUGACAGCAUUGCAGUUCCCUCAUCAGGGGAUGAGGAGAGCCUCCUGGGAGACGAGAGCAUAAACACGUUGAGUAAGAGUCAGGAGGAGAGGGUGAAUAGUCUCAUGGAGGAGGCCAUGGAGGAUACGGUGAAGGGGAACUGCUCGGCGACUUUGGAGAAGAGGGAGCCCAAGCCCGAACCCAAAGUGGAGGUGUUUUUCUUCCCGGACGAGUCUCAUCCAGUGGCGAUAGCCUCGUCAGAGAUGACUGGUAAUGACACCUGUCCUAUUGGUCAGAAGCAGUCUGAUUCUGAUCCUGACGAGGACUUUUGCAUUCUGGGAGAGGAAGCAGGUGCUGGCAUAAUGCCAAGGCACGGUGUUCCCGAGGUGCGAUGGCUAUCUCAAGAGUACAUCCGCGUUGUUGAUAAUCAUUUCUCGAUUCCUCUGGGGAAAACUGAUCUGCUGAAGGCACCAAAGAAAUUCCCCCCAGCAAUCCUGAGGUAUACGCUGUGUGAGAUGACACUGGUCUGGCAUAUGUACGGGGGAAAGGACUUUGGGAAGCCCCAGCCACAGGUGAAGAAACACGUGACCAUUGAUGACUCUCUUCAUAAGGACGGCUUCUCGGUUGGUCGGAGUAGAUCAGCUGUCGUCGGCUUCAGUAAGAUAUCCCCCAAUGAAAUUAGAUUUGGCUCGGCGCCGAAUUCUCCAAGGAAGAUCAGGCUCAACUCGAAUGACUGGUGGACACUGGGUGGUCCGGGACGACAGCACGACGUUCUUAUGGAGCUGCAGCUUAAUAAAGUUCGGUUUCAACACGAAUCGUAUUCGGAAAACGCUGCUGAGGCUUCCAGGCAGGUGCUGCUCGUCAGUGAGAUUGAGAUUCGUGACAGACUGGCUUCCUCUCAUAUCAACAAGUUCCUGUACCAGUACAGCAGUGAGGCUAGACCUAGGCAGACACACGCCAAUAUGUUUGCCUUGAAGGCCGUUCAUAUCAGACCUGAUCCCAAACUCAAUGCUCAGGAAUGCUGUCUGAAAGUGAGUGUUCUUCCCCUUCGACUGAACAUCGAUCAGGACAGCUUGCUGUUUCUCAUUGAUUUUUUUACUGAACUCACGGGGACAACAAAGACCAGUCAGGAUCCAGCGAAUGGGCCGGCGAAUACUACAUCGUCACCGGGAUCGAAACAGGGAACACCGACGCAUCAUCCCCCAGUGAUGAGUGUUAAUGAUAACGAGGGUGAGGGGGUUGUGGAGUCUGAAACUGUGAGUGACGGGGACCUUGUCGAUCAUAAUCUCAUGAUUCUCUUGGAGGACGAGCUGACCAUCAAGGAAAGCAAACAGAAGGUCAAGGUCACCAGUGGAGGACAGGACGACUCCCAGCCGAUUUAUUUUAGGAGUGUUAUUUUCGCACCAGAGGUACUAGUCAGACUCGAUUAUCAUGGGAAAAGGGUGGACUUGACUCAUGGGCCUUUGGCUGGGCUGCUCAUGGGGUUGGGACAGCUCAACUGCUCGGAGCUGCGGCUCAAGAGGCUCACUUACAGGCAUGGCCUCCUGGGCUUUGAGAAACUGAUGGCGUACUUGUUGUCCGAAUGGCUCCAGGACAUCAAGAAGAAUCAGUUGCCCAGUUUGUUGGGGGGAGUGGGGCCCAUGCACUCGCUGGUACAGCUCUUCCAGGGGAUCAGGGAUCUCUUCUGGAUGCCUAUCGAGCAGUAUCAGAAGGAUGGGAGGAUUGUGAGGGGCCUCCAGAGGGGGGCCAACAGUUUUACCACAUCGACGGCCAUGGCCGCCCUGGAGUUGACCUCCAGGUUGGUUCAUGCUAUUCAAAGCACUGCCGAAACUGCUUACGACAUGGUCAGUCCUGGGCCCAGUGUCAGAAGAAAGAGUAAGGGACAGAAGGGGAGGAGAAAGCGGUAUAGUCAGCCGCUGGAUAUCAGGGAGGGCAUGACCAAUGCUUAUAUGCUAGUCAAAGAGGGAUUGGGUGAAACAGCCAAUCAAUUGGUGCGUGUAGCGAGUGUGGAGCACGAACAGAAGGGUGUCUCUGGAGCUGUUGGUGGGGUACUGAGACAAAUUCCUCCAACAGUGGUUAAACCGAUCAUCCUCGCCACCGAGGCGACAAGCAAUGUCCUCGGUGGUAUGAAAUCCCAAUUGGUGCCAGAUGCUAGACACGAGGCAGCUCAGAAGUGGCGACAGGAUCCUCGGGACGUCAAUUAGGACGAGCAACCAUUUUUUUUUAUAUAGGUACAACAAACUACUUGAUUGAUAACAUACAAACUUAGUGCAUUUGUGGGAGCAAAUUUGAUUGAUGAGUCGAGAGUGUUCGCUGAGAAAAUCGAUUAGAUUCACUAAAACGUUGGCAAAAAUUAAAAAAUGAUGAGGUUUAACAUUUUUUGUUUAUUAUGAAGUAACAUUUUCAUAUGGAAAACAAUAAAACUUUUCUUCAAAAUGGGGACAAAAUCCCCAGGAGAACAUCAGGGAAUAAUGUCCACGUAGAAUUUCUUAUUGAAUAAUUUAAUUAAUAAUGAAAUAAUUAGUUAUUAAUUCCUGUCUAUCAAAAACGAUGAAAGAGCACGAAUAAUUCAUCAGUGAUUGCCUCAGUUAUUCAAUUAAAUUUAUUUCCCACAAAUAAUCAUUUGAAUCGCGCAAAGGCUGGGAUGUUCUCACACACGAUUUAACUCAACGUCAAUUUUAUUUUUUAACCGAGCUGGGGGAUGAUAGAUUUAACCAGAAUAUCCAACGAGUUCGAUUACUGCGUGAAUGCCAUAACAGUUACUUUCAUUAAUUAUUGAGUUAAGUAUCAGUGGUGCCUGGAAAGGACUCAUUCACCACGAACUACGGUUGAAGUUUCAGUGAUGAAAUGCUGAGAAUACGUUGAAUGAUGAAGAUAUACUUUAUAUUUAUAGAAUUUAAAUGACAAUGAACGAUACAACUGUAAUGUAUAUAUUAUCCUCACUCGUAAGUAUUUUUGUUCUAACGAUGUUUUUUAUCAGUGAUGUAUAUGUAAUGAUACAAAUUUUUUAUUAAUAAACAUUGUAUGCCUA
Molecule: messenger RNA, 7547 nt
Organism: Diachasmimorpha longicaudata
Lineage: Eukaryota; Metazoa; Arthropoda; Insecta; Hymenoptera; Braconidae
Gene: Atg2
Product: Autophagy-related 2
Exons: 4
Coding region: 544-6720 (2058 amino acids)
Biological process (GO): piecemeal microautophagy of the nucleus; autophagy of mitochondrion; reticulophagy
Cellular component (GO): phagophore assembly site
Molecular function (GO): phosphatidylinositol-3-phosphate binding
Source: RefSeq, a predicted model, not a curated record